AUCGCUGACUAGGUUACAUUUUUCCAAGUGAAUUAUACGAUACAAUUCAUCGCUUUUUGAAUAUUCGUACUAAAUCAGAUGGAGUUUCAUUUUUUCAUGCUAAAGAUGGCUUUAAUAUGUAGGAGUAUGUUUUUGUUUUUUUGUUUACUCGUUUGUUCAUUCAGAGAUGGGCCUUUGUUCUGGCCAAUACUUCUUAACGCGUGUAGGCCUGAGCGUGAAGCUUCAUACAAUGCGUUCAAUAUUUCCUGUUAAAUUAAAAGUUGCCAGGUAACCAUGGCUAUUUAGGCUAUAUUUUAUUUCAUGUUAUAUCAACGUUGGUUUUUUAAAGCCCGAAAAUGUAGGCUACAAGUAUGCGUAGGCUAUGUAGUCUUACUGUGUGAAAACGUUCGGCAAAACCUACUUUACGUGCUCAAAAAUAAUCUGCAGACUGCAAAUAACGGACAGGCUUACUUGAGUCUGGACCCAAUCGAGUUGCUUGUGAGGUAGUUAACUGUUUUUUUUUAACUAGCCUAUGUAUCUUGAUUCUGGCAGAGGUGGAUUUUUCAGGGGGUCGUGAACUACCAUGACAAAGGGGGUGGCGAUUCUAGGACAAAUUACGUGAAAUCCCACCCUUUCAGAAUGGGGAGGGGGUAUCCGUGUAUAAAGUUACCAUGCAAAAGAUUCUUCGUUCGAAGCAAUUCGGUUUAAGAGACAAGAAUAAGCGCGGGGGACGGGACUGCGAUGGCAUCGACGGGGCUGCAGAUAUUGGGCAUUGCGCUGGCUGUGAUCGGAUGGCUUGGAGACAUUAUAAUUUGCAUUCUACCCAUGUGGAGAGUGUCCGCAUUUAUCGGCAACAACAUCUUAACGGCUCAGAUUCUCUGGGAAGGUCUAUGGAUGACCUGUGUAGCACAAAGCACGGGACAGAUGCAGUGCAAGGUGUACGACUCGAUGCUGGCUCUGCCUCAGGACCUGCAGGCAGCUCGCGCCCUGGUCGUCAUCUCUGUACUCGUGGGUAUCUUCGGAAUCCUACUGUCAAUCGUCGGGGGCAAGUGCACUACCUGCAUUGAAGACGAAACUGCCAAGGCUAAGGUCGCUAUUGCCUCUGGGGUCUUCUUCAUCAUGAGUGGAGUCCUCUGCCUGGUAACUGUCUGCUGGUCCGCAAACACUAUUAUUCGGGACUUCUACAACCCCCUGAUUACCGACGCACAGAGAAGAGAACUCGGCGCUGCGCUCAUGUAUUCUGCAGGCCUGGAGAUACUGGGGAUGACUCUGUCGGUAGCCGGGUGGCUGGGGGUGAUGGUGGCCUGUUUCCUGCCCAUGUGGAGGGUGGCGGCCUUCGUGGGCCAGAACAUCGUGAUCGCCCAGGUGAUCUGGGAGGGCCUGUGGAUGGACUGCGUGGUGCAGAGCACGGGGCAGAUGCACUGCAAGGUGUACGACUCCAUGCUGGGUCUGCCGGAGGACCUGCAGGCGGCCCGCGCCCUCACCAUCGUCUCCAUGUUCCUGUGCGUGGUGGGCAUCAUCCUGUCCGUCGCGGGCGCCAAGUGCACCAACUGCACGGAGGACGCGGCCAGCAAGCCCCGCAUCGUCCUUAGCGCCGGGGCCGUCUUCAUCACCGCCGGCCUCCUGCAGCUGGUGGCCGUCUCCUGGACCGCCAACGUCAUCGUGGCCGACUUCUACAACCCGCUGCUGGGGGACACGCAGAAGAGGGAGUUCGGAAACUCGCUGUACUUCGGCUGGGGCGCGUCCUCCCUCCUGAUUUUAGGGGGGGCGCUUCUCUGCUGCUCCUGCCCACCCAGGGCUCGGGACUGCGCGGCGACCAGAGCGGAUUACUCAGCCGCCAAGCCGGCAUCCUCCGCCGGACACAACCACAAGGAUUACGUGUGA
This is a messenger RNA of Conger conger (European conger), 1863 nucleotides long. RefSeq names its product claudin-4-like. The coding region runs from base 721 to 1863 and encodes 380 amino acids. The transcript is spliced from 2 exons. The record is from RefSeq and is a predicted model, not a curated record. Gene Ontology annotation, cellular component: plasma membrane; bicellular tight junction. NCBI's taxonomy places the organism in Eukaryota, Metazoa, Chordata, Actinopteri, Anguilliformes, Congridae. Gene Ontology annotation, biological process: bicellular tight junction assembly; cell adhesion. Gene Ontology annotation, molecular function: structural molecule activity.